UCAUCUCGUACACUAUUAGGUCUAUAACCUCAAAAAUUAGUUUGUAUAUAAACAAAAUAUGCAAUAUUAAAGUGUUUUAAAAAUAUGUUCUUAAAUAUUUACGUUUAUGUAUGUAAUGUAAAUUACGCUCAACUGUUUUAUAAUCGAUAGAUAAUAAUUAAACAACGAGUAAAUAAACUAAUAAAGAAGGUGUAUUAAAUAAACACUGACUAAAUUAAUGUUUGAAAAAUGUGAACUAGUAAGGCAUUUUAAAAAUUCACGUGCAAUUUUCAAGUUCGCAAGAUAAGACAUAAAUUCAAAAUGAAAUCAAGUAAAAAUGUUACUUCUGAAGGUUUGUGGGGUGAACUUCCAGUUAGAGAAACUCAUAAACAAGAAGUUAUUACUCCUGAUAUAAUUGAAAAUGUUUGGCGACAAGUUAUCGAAGAAACAAGCAAUUCAGAUUGCGAUUAUCAAGUGCACAGACAGCUUGAAUAUAUUCAAAUGCCUUUGGAAAAUUUACAUGUAUUAAAUACUGUAAAUUUACGUCAGCAAUUACUAGCAAUGGAGGAUGACAAUGUCCUAAGAAAUAUAACUGUAGUAGAACAUGAAUCUCAUGACGAUAUACCUAAAGAUUCAUGUAGUUUUACUCUAUCCAACAUACCUAAUAGAAAGAAAUUCAAAAAUAAUGUUAAUAUUUCUCAGUUGAAGCCUCCAACAGCACAAGGCUUGCUUAAACAUGCAGUUACUAUACUCUUAGCCCAUAUUGGGUUUGAUAAAGCAUCAGAUUAUGCUAUUACCACCCUUACUGAUGUUGCUGACCAUUUCCUUAGGAGGAUGGGACUUUUAUUAAAAGUAGCAUCAGAAGAGAAUAAUUGUGGAUUCCCAGAUGCAAUUGAAAAGGUUCUUGUAGAAACAAAUAUAGGAGGUGUUAUGGGUUUAUAUGAUUAUUAUCAAGAGUAUGUUCUUAGGCAUGAAAGAAAUAUAAAAAAGAAAGUAGAGAAAAAAAUGGAACAGCAGAGGCAACGUGAACUGAAUGUCAAUACUACAAAGAUAGAGGUAGAUGAUGUAGCAAAUAGUCUGCAAUUUGAUGAUCUUAGUGAACUUGGUAAUGUAUACAGAGAUGUGCCUACUUUGCAAUUACUAGAUCCAAACAUGGGCUUUACACCUAGUUUGGAUGCUGGUUUUCAAAUGCUACAUAGUCUUGAACAAGAUGAAUUAAAUAGCUUAGAGGUUGAAGAGAAUGAGGUAAAUGCCAAUGAUUCACCAAAUACUAGGCAUCAAAAUCAAGAUUUUAUGAAGAAAUGACUGUUAUAAAUAAUAAAACCUAAACUGUAUUAUAUAAUAAUUAAAAUUAUCGUUACAAAAUUGUAAAAUUAAUAAAAUAAUAUGAUAAUGAUCGUUGCAUCAGUUUGU
Messenger RNA from Phymastichus coffea, 1392 nucleotides. RefSeq lists its product as uncharacterized. Lineage: Eukaryota; Metazoa; Arthropoda; Insecta; Hymenoptera; Eulophidae. Gene Ontology annotation, molecular function: protein heterodimerization activity; transcription coactivator activity. Bases 301 to 1284 code for a protein of 327 amino acids. The record is from RefSeq and is a predicted model, not a curated record. The transcript has 6 exons. Gene Ontology annotation, cellular component: SAGA complex.